CCGAAAAAACAGUGCAGAAAUCAUACAACAAAAUUGUGUGUAGUAACGUUAACACUGGCACUGUCAUUAAAAUUUCAUAAAAACUGAAGUUGUUAGAUUCUAACUACUGGUCUGAUUCGUGACAGUGAGCUGUAGCGUGAACUACAUCUCCCAGGAAGCAAUGCCGCAGAGUUGUGUAAGUUUCCACUGUCUUCCAGGAGAAGUGCUUCCACUUACCCGAAGACACGAGCGACAACAGGGGGGAAAACUUCAAGUAAAGAAGGUACUCCAGAAACUAUAGGGAUCUGCUCAGCGAAGAGGACGAAGGAGGCGCUGGAAAUACGGUAAUUAACGGAGACAGUGCAGGACAGGGAACCCGGAAAACAGAAGUAAUUCAAAGAAAACGAGAGGGAGGCCCUAAUAAUGUCAUCAGCUUCACAGGCAUCAUCCAGGCGGCAAUGGUGUUACCUUUGUGAUCUGCCAAAGAUGCCCUGGGCCAUGAUAUGGGACUUCAGUGAGACUGUGUGCCGGGGAUGUGUAAAUUAUGAAGGGGCAGAUAGAAUUGAAUUUCUCAUUGAAACUGCUAGGCAGCUGAAAAGAACACAUGCAAUGCAGGAAUGCAGGUCUCCGGGCCCUCAACCGAGCAAACACGGUGCAGGUGGAAAGGAUGGACCUAUGGAGGGUGGCAGGCAGUCUAGUGAGCGCUUUGAGAGAGGAAGAGGAGAGUACGGGGUCCCCCCAAGACUCCCAAAUGGUCUUUCCAGGCCUGAGGAUGUAGGCCCUCCUGAAGUAAGCAGGCAAAGUCCUAAUGCCAGGAGGGCUAUGGUGGGGACUGUACCUCCCAGUUUAAUGGCACAGGGCAUAGUGGGGACGCCUCAUGGUUUCUUGGCAGCCGCAUCAGCUCUUAACCCUCGACCUGGAGGGACUCUUGGUAUUGCUUCUCCUAUCCUGCAUGACAUAAGCAAGCGUCAGGCCAUGGGUUUGGGAACGAGUAUGGCCUCCUUUAUAAGUCCUGAUUUUGAGAAGGAACUGAAAGAGAAGCAACGAAAUGCCGAGGCGCUUGCUGAGCUUUCUGAAAGCGUACGCAACCGAGCUGAUGACUGGGCAGGGCGUCCAAAAGCUGUGCGAGACUCCCUGAUGACACUCACCAGCUGCUCUCCUUUUAAUGUGCGCUUCAAGAAAGACCACAGCCUCACUGGGCGGAUCUUUGCCUUUGAUGCCAAGCUGAAUGUGGAGUUUGAGCUGAAAGUCUUCAUCGAGUACCCUUGCGGUUCGGGCAAUGUUUUCUCCAGCUUGCUCAGUCUUGUCAAACAGAUGUUUUAUGACAGCCAGAAAGACAGCGGAAACAAAGUAAUCAACUCUGGGUACAAGUAUGUGGAAUAUGAGAAGCGGCACGGUACUGGCGAUUGGCGUCUUCUAUCUGAGCUGCUCCCAGAUGGAGUGCGGGCCUUCAAGGAUGCCCCUGGGUCUGAUACACUCCCCCAGCCCUACCUGGAUGCUAACCACUCCAUGCUUCCCACUGCUCUAUGUAACAUGGGUCGCUCAGCCCCAUCCCGUGUGCGCCGGCGAAAGGCAUCUCCUGAACCGGAGGGUGCCGGCGAAAGAGGAGUGAGUGAGGAGCAUAUGCGACAGCAAUGGCCGCCUGGAACAUCAGUUGGAGGAAUUUACCCAAGCAUGACUGCGCAUUUACCUGGAACCAAUAUGAUCGUUGCCGGGGUUCCGUCCCUUCAGGAGAGUUCAGCUCCCCACAGUGAUCCUUCUCCGAUCUCUGCGCUCAUGAGCGUGGCUGAUAAUCUGGGCACGGCCGGCCUUUCGCCCAAAGAUGGACAGGCGAGCAGCAGCGCUGGCAGUCUGGCUCACUCUAUGGGGGCUCAGCAUAACAGCGGCAGUCCAUCCACAGCCAUAUCUGCUGGGCAACAACGCCGGCUUGCCACUCGCAACGGAGAGCCUCACGGCAGUGGAACUUCAUCGAGCACUAGUUCCUUGUCCCUUGCCUCUGGAAGCGAGCCUGGCACCUUUACUGCCGAGUCAUCUGUGGGUGUCACAAGCACCUUGCUGUGCUGCACCAUUUGUCACGAGCGGCUGGAAGACACCCAUUUUGUCCAGUGUCCCUCUGUGACAAAUCACAAGUUCUGCUUCCCGUGUACGCGGAACUUCAUACGCAGUCAAAGUGCCGGAAGUGAGGUUUACUGCCCCAGUGGAGAGAAAUGCCCACUUGUGGGCUCCAGUGUGCCUUGGGCUUUUAUGCAGGCUGAGAUCUCCACCAUCCUGGCAGGUGAUGUGAAAGUGAAAAAGGAACGUGACACCUAACUGAUCGGAGAUACCGACCUUGGGAAAGUAUUGCUCUCCUCGUUCUCCCCCUGGCAGAGACACCGACGCGAUACUUCAGAGAUGCAAAUCCAUUAUUCCACCACCUCUUCAGCUCGUGUUUGACGGCCUGAAACCACCAGUCGUCAUAUAAGUGUAGGAGGUCGAAGGUCACAGACACCCUCCUUCCAGAUUUUUUCAGGCACCCUCUUUACCCCAUUUUUUUUCUUUCAAGCUACAUCCCUUCCCAGUCAUUUUAUGGCUGAAUCUUGAGUAUGUGUUUUUCAGAACCGUUAAAAGUAUAAAAGAAAGAAAAUAGUUGUUCACUAUACCCCUGAAAAAUAGCUUGUUUUCACCCUGCCAUUGUUUAUAGUUUAUUAGUCUUUCUUUGUAAUUAAAGCAACCGCCAAUAUUCAUGAUUUUGACAAUCCUGGAAAAAAAUCCGUUCUCUUGAUAAUUUAGUUUUCCAAACUGUGAUUCUUAUCUAGCAUGUGUAAUAUACAUCUGUAUUUUUACUAUGCACAUACAUGUAUAAAUUCUCUUUAAAAUGUAAUAUAUGUCCAAUUUCUAGUUUUUUUUAUGUAUAUGAUACUUUAUGUACCACAAAGUAAACGAGUAUAGAAAACCAAAGAUGGCUUCAUGCAGAAAAGUGCAGGCUUUGUAAUACUGUAUUCUGUAUUUCGUGGCGUGUGGCGUUUUAUAUUUUGAGAACAACAGGGAAGUUAAUAUGGCAGUAAAGUUUGUAUCCUGAACAAGACAUAAAUAUAAGAAGCUUUAUUGCUUAACCCUUAUUCUGGUAUAGUUACUUGCAUUGUUUUGCUUUAUUCAUAACCACAGAAUAUGGCUCAUUUUAUGGGGGGGGGGGGAGAGGCAAAUGAUUUGUGCAUGGAUCGUAAGAAUUUAUGAAUCUCAAUAACAGUUAAAAUGAAGAUUUUUUUUGGUUGUGUCUGUUUUCCUAAUCUUACUUUUUGUUUUUUAAAAUGCAUAACAUCUAAAAUGCAUUAGGUCCUUAAAACUUAUAAGGUACAGGAUGAAAAUAGAUAGACAGUAGAUCUUGAUGAAAAUAUGAGUGAUUUUAUUUGUAGGACAUCAAUUUGUAGAAGAAAGAUUUGUGUCUUUUUGUCCAUGGCAAUACUAUGGCACCGGUCGAUUUACCAAUCAGGGUGAAAACAUAUUUUAAAAAUCAUGCAAAAAAAAUCUCUAGAUCAGUAAUUGUAAAACAAAAGCUUAUUGGUUUAAAUGGCUCUGACUUGGAGAUAAAGAUGUCAGGAUACUUUCUGUAGCUUAACUCCGUCGUUAGACCUUUUGUGACUCUUCUGUUUUUAAAUUGUAUAAAAGCAUAAGAGUUUCCUUUUUGGAAUUAGUUUUUCACUAGAACACAUUUUAUCAUGCAUUUAAAUGUAGUCGGUUGUCUGCUUUUGCAAUGUUCUGUAUUCGACGAGAAAAUGUUUUCCUCAAAAAUAGAUAUAUAAAAUCAGACGGAAUGUGAGAUCUGUCUACUCAUCCAUAGUACAUUUUCCAUGAUGGGCGUGUAAGUCAGAGGCUAUCAAAGCCUCCUUAUUGAUUUAUCUUAUUAUUAUGGAGAGCCUGGUUAUCAGCAAGAUUGCCCAUUGAUGCAAAGUAAAAAUUCUGAUUGUUUCUUUUAUAUUCCGAUAAUGUCCCCUUACUAAGAGUAUCAUACUUAAUUGAUUUUCACAGAUUAAUCAUUGCUGAGAUAAUUAGGCAAAGCAAGUAGUUUUAUUGUGGUUGCUACUGUAUUAUAGCAUUUCUUUAAAUUUUCAUACUGUGAGCAGAAUCUAGGGAUACAUGGAAAAAACUUGCCAACAGUUAUGCCAUUUUAUGUAUGUAUGACAAACGACAAGGCCAUUUGUGUUUAUAUUGGUUUCGUUUAGUGCUUACCCACAGACUUGUCUGUUGUGUUAAUCUAAUCAUGCCUGUGCCUGAAUUACUCAAAUGACUUUGUUUGAAUAUUACUACUUAAAAAGUAUCCAUUUGUUGAAGCAAUCAUGUUUCAGAUGUGGUUCAAUUCUGGGAAAUGGGCAUAAGCACUUGCUGCGUUAGUCCCUAACGUAGUCAAGGUUAUUAUGGCCCUUAAAGCUGUUGUCUGGUCAAGUCCUUUGUAAGCAAAUACUGAAUUGUCUUCACAAUCAGUCCAACUUAUUUGCAAGAAGCAAGGUUAUUGUAAAUGUGCAUCAUUAGGCUUUGUAUCAUUUACUUUGGAAUGUGAAAAAUACUCAAGUUAGAUACUAUAUGUUGUAAAGAUUCUCUUAUGGUAUUCUUAAUUUCAGUUGUUUGGAAGCUCAUGAAUAUUUUGGUUAGACAGCAGCAAUAGCCUGUAUUGCAAUAUAUAAGUGUAAAUCAUACAGUGUAUUUAUACAUGUAAUUGUCAAAACUUUUGGGGAUUCUUAUAUAUUCCUGCACAUAAAUUUUUUUCCAAGUACAA
Messenger RNA from Paramormyrops kingsleyae, 4729 nucleotides. It is a transcript of the gene irf2bp1, whose product is annotated as interferon regulatory factor 2 binding protein 1. NCBI's taxonomy places the organism in Eukaryota, Metazoa, Chordata, Actinopteri, Osteoglossiformes, Mormyridae. Gene Ontology annotation, cellular component: nucleus. Gene Ontology annotation, molecular function: transcription corepressor activity. Gene Ontology annotation, biological process: regulation of transcription by RNA polymerase II. The record is from RefSeq and is a predicted model, not a curated record.